AUGAUCUAUCGGAAGUGGAGUCUCCUUACAGGUCCGACGGCCAUCCUCGCUGGCGUAGUGGCCACAGUCGCCGUCGCUAACUUCAUCUUGGUCAAGAAUGACCCAUUCACAAAAUCAGAGGAAAGGAAGUUUGGAGAUCAUCCUACAACUAAGUAG
Messenger RNA from Lathyrus sativus (Indian pea), 156 nucleotides. The record is from the annotation of a GenBank genome assembly. Lineage: Eukaryota; Viridiplantae; Streptophyta; Magnoliopsida; Fabales; Fabaceae.